CUCUGACGUAGGGAAAUCUUCGACCGGCAACUGGAACUAGUGCAUUUCCCGUAUUUGUCCAGCCGAGUCUGUCUACUCGUCCACUUCACUUAAAUUGAUUCCCUUUUUAUAUCUCCUUAUACGUCUGCGUGCCAGUCUGGUUCUUCUUGUUUCGUAUUAUUUUGUUAUUACCCUCAAUGUUGCGUACCGCACUUGACGCAACGCUCUCAGGCCAACCAGAAUCUCAGCUCGGUCUGAUCAAACGGACAAAACGUGCAGCUUGCAUCGCAGAUCAGGGAGAAUGAUCCCGUUGUCCUCGCUCCUCCGGUCUCUCAUCACGAUAGAUCCGAAUGGGUGACAGGCGAAACGCCGUCCCGCCCUCCCGAGCCAAGGCUCGUCGGGUGCCUGCGGACGGCAUCAUCGGACGCUUGACGUACAUCCCAGCUCAAGGCGAUGAGGGCAUCGGCCAGAUACGGAGGAACCGAGCCAAGGACGAGACCCCUCGCUUUAAGCAAGUAACGCCGUUUUCGCAAUGGUGCGCUCCGUCGAGAACUACGACGUCCCAGCCCAGCGACAUGCGGCCCUCCCAGGUUGCAAGGUCUCAGAAGUACUGGCUCUUAGAGCACUUCCCUGAGGCGUCUGUUGGCAGCGAGGACGUGGAGUCGCUGUUGCUGCAGGAAAUUGCAACCGCCCAGACAACGCAGCAGCCAGCACUGGUCGAUACGGUCUCCUUGUUCUCCGUUGGAGAAGCGACCGAUUUGAGAGAUAGCAACUCGACCAGGGGUCAUCCAGUGCUUGCUGUUGCCUCCGGGGUCUCGGGCAAUGUGAUACGGCUGAUCAGCCUCGGCCGCGAAGAGUGGUCCUGGACCGAGGCAGACCUCAAGGUCCGUGUCCACAUCGCCGACCCCAAGCUGGAGGGUGAGUGGUUGCAUGGUGGCGGCCCGAUCUCGCUCGUCAGAUUCGCCAUCGACCUGAGAAAAUACGACCCCAUUAGAUGGCUUCUCGUCUCAAACGGGGCGUCCAUCACUGUUUACGAGCCUGAAUUGCGCCCGAUACCCAUGCCGGCUGCCACGGACCCGGGGCGGCUUCCUGGCCGGCCGCUUCCUAGCCAGCUGUUUGGUAAUCCGCUCUUCGCGAUACCUUGUGAUCGCACCGGAGGAAGCCUGCAGGCCGACGUUUGCUUUGCUCGGCAUCCCGACGCGGACACUCCUCAGCUAGCCAUCAUUGACCAAGCAGGGUACUGGAGUCUGUGGGAUGUCACGGGCCGCCGACACAGACGGCCGAAGGCCUUGACGCCGGUCAUGAAAAUGUGCGGCAACAUCGUCUCGGGAUUUAUUCCAAAGUUACCUUCCAACUCCAUGGCAAACACGCAGCCACAUCAGUUACUGUGGCUGUCCUUGGGUCAGAAUAUUUCCAAGUCUUCUCGGCGCUCAGUGAGCCGCACGAGAAGUCCACCCGAGCGCUCCCGCACGUCUGCCGAUCCAGAGCCGCAGCCGUCAAGACGAAUACUGCUAUUGCGCAGCCAAAGUGCUCUGCAUUUUUUCGACCUGUCUACCAGGAAAAUGUACCCCGUCUCGAGUCUAGUGUCGCAGAAGCAAAAGCAUCGGAUUCUGGGUGUAGCACCCUCGUGCCUGGAUCCCGGCCAGGUGUUUAUACUCACCAGCACCUCCCUGUUCUGGGCGGUUGUAAAGGAGGACAAAAACGACACGCUUACCCUCGACAUUCUCGCCUCCUGCCCUCACCAAAAGGAUGUUAACGACCAGACCCUGCGCCUGGACGUCUCACCCGCUACUUACAUCAACAACUUCAUGGCCUGCUUUGUGUGUGUCCGCUCUGCCAUGGACACCGAAAUGACCAUCUUCUGGUUCAUCAGUCCAGAGCCGGGCACGCCCAUUCGGUAUCACCGGGACCUCAUAACGCUCAACAGCCCAGUCAACUUUGUGGGCCUCGGCAUCCUCCCGGCCGCCCGUCGGAUGGGUGCUGAGCCGACGUCGGCGGCGGGCCGAGCGAUGCGGAGUGCGCGGCUGCGGUUCUUCCAGCUACUUACUCUCGGUCAGGAGCUAGAGGUGCACUGCGCGCUGUGCGCAUGGUCGGAUGAUGCCGACGUGUCCGUGCCGCUGCCUGACAGGAGAGAGACGCUCGGAGACGGUGUCAAUCGGCGCUUGAAACUGCUGCAGACUCUGACGGACGCGUUUGCAGUGCCGGAUGAAUUUGACGAGCGUGCCGUGUCCGGGAAGAAGGAGCUUGAAGGGUUAGCGGUGACGGGGCUGAAGGGGGGCAUUGAGCAGCGUGUUGACUUUGGCCUUGUUGCGCAGCGCUUGGUUGCGGGAGAGCCAAUGGCAGGAGGCGGGGACGAAGAAAUGCUUGAGGAUGGCGUUGAUUUCGGAUUUAUCGGCGAGGCGGUCGAGCAAAAGAAGAAGGAUGACUACAUGCCGCGGCAUUCACUGCUUGAUCUGGUCACCUCCCAACGGCCGAGGGGCGAACUUCUUGAGCUGGCCCGCGAGUGGGACGCCCAGCAGGAAGCACUACAUCGACGCGCGGGCGAAUGGCUCUUUCUCCCAGAAGCUCGCCGUCCAUUCAUCGAUUUCGGCCCUGACGACCUCGUGGGGAGACUGCAAGAUUUGUUUGUCGACUCCUCGCCUAGCCAAGAUGCUUCCCUUCGACACCGGGAGGAAGUACUUCGGAACAUGGCGGCAGAGAUGUUUCUUACCAGCAUAGGCGUCUCGGCCGUACCUCCAUCAUGGACGACCCAGGAAAACCAACUGUCGAGCUCGCUACCUUUCCCAAGCUCGCCGAGUAUCAUGCCCUCCCGCCCUUCACUAUCCAGCCCGCACAAAUCAAAGGGCAAAGCGACACCCGAGCAGAAGCAAGGCGACGCCGUAGCCCUCCGCCUGCGCAAGUACGCCACGCUCGACACAUCCCCAACGCUGAACGGCGAACCCGCCCUCGCCCUCUCCCGCUGGGAGCUUGGCGCCGAUCCGGACGACAUCAGCUGGAAACCAGGCCAAGACCUUGAGGCCGAGGACGCCAUCAACCGGCGUCGGCGCAAGAUAGAGGCGCGCCGGCGAAAAGCCGAGCGGCUCUCGCAGCGGAUUUUUGGCGACGAUUCCCUGCUGAUGGAACGAUCAUCCCAGUCAUUCGGCGCCCCGGGGACGCAGCAGCCGCCGACGAUUCUCUCGACCGGAGCGAGCAGCGGCAGCCAGGAGCAGCGGCAGAGUUUGAGCCAGAGCCAGCAGACACCGAGGCCGAAACUGGCGUGGGGCUUUUCGUCACAACAGCAGCAGCACGUGGGAGCGUUUGGGUCGCCGAGGGUGUUUGCCGGUUCGCCAUUGAGGAAAGAGUACCGACGGGACUCGGGGAUGAUAAAAGUAGGAGGGAUUCACUCUUCGCAGUCGCAGUCGCAGUCGCAGUCUCAGGGUACUCCGUCGCAACCCAGAUCACAAGUGAUGCCGGGCUUGUUUGGCGGGCGGCCGUCAUUCUCGCCGUUCAAGAAGAGCCCGUUGAAGAAGGGGAAACGGAAGAGCGAGGUGCGCCUAAGCGGGUUUAGAUAGCUAGCAGCGGGUGAAGAGAGAAGAAGAAGAAGAAGGGGUGGGGUUGUGCAAGUGUGCGACUGUUGAAGCAACAGUCGCAUUGACUUUAUUUGACGUUAUUUCGAUUGUCAGGUUCGAGACAGAUUUGAUUCCUUCCAGUCGAUAUUUUGUUAUCAAGCUGAACAACACACUUUCUCAGAGGGUUGUUGUGAGGCCUGUCUGUAGCCAUCAUCCACCUGCCAAAAUUUUGUUAGUGUUGUUUGGCUG
This is a messenger RNA of Thermothelomyces thermophilus ATCC 42464, 3776 nucleotides long. RefSeq lists its product as uncharacterized. Gene Ontology annotation, cellular component: RNA polymerase I core factor complex. Gene Ontology annotation, molecular function: RNA polymerase I general transcription initiation factor binding; RNA polymerase I transcription regulatory region sequence-specific DNA binding. NCBI's taxonomy places the organism in Eukaryota, Fungi, Ascomycota, Sordariomycetes, Sordariales, Chaetomiaceae. The coding region runs from base 330 to 3530 and encodes 1066 amino acids. The record is from RefSeq and is a predicted model, not a curated record. The transcript is spliced from 3 exons. Gene Ontology annotation, biological process: nucleolar large rRNA transcription by RNA polymerase I.